Molecule: messenger RNA, 1875 nt
Organism: Drosophila novamexicana
Lineage: Eukaryota; Metazoa; Arthropoda; Insecta; Diptera; Drosophilidae
Gene: ppk28
Product: pickpocket protein 28
Exons: 6
Coding region: 1-1875 (624 amino acids)
Biological process (GO): sodium ion transmembrane transport
Cellular component (GO): membrane
Molecular function (GO): ligand-gated sodium channel activity
Source: RefSeq, a predicted model, not a curated record
AUGUACUCGUAUUUUACGCCCUCAGCUAUUUUUAUAGAGCGCUGCAGGCACCAUGUGGAUGUGGCCACUGGAUCCGGGAACGGGGACCUAAGAGCUGGGAGCUGGCAGGCGCUGCCUUUGCCACCAGUGCGAAAGUUUCACAGUCACAGUCACAGUGAUGACUCCCUUGAUGAUGAGCAAACGAUGUGCAGCCUCGAGGCGGCCAAGAAGAGCAUCAAAUAUUAUCUGCGGAACAGCUCCUUGCAUGGACUUAAGUAUAUAGCCGAAGAACGGAUUACCAUACCAGAGCGAGUCUUCUUUGGCAUAUCCUUUGUGCUUGUCGUCAUCCUCUCGGGCUUCUUCAUUUCCAACAUUUAUAUCAAGUGGAGCGCCUCGCCCAUCAUCAUCUCAACAAGCGCCAAGCAACAGCUGACCAGCAACAUUCCUUUUCCGGCCAUUACCAUAUGCAAUCUUAACCUGGCUCUGCGCAGUCGCGUCCAGCGCAUCUCACGCACCAGUGGAAAUUACUCGCUGCUGAUGAGUCUGUGCAGCAAGGGCGACGACCAGAAGAUCACGUACACCGGCACCUGGACGUACUUCAAGGCUCUGCUGGUUGAGGUGGCGCAGCCGUGCGAUGAGAUGCUGCUGCACUGCAGCUUUGGGUCGCGCAAGGAGAGCUGCCCGAUGAUCUUCAACUCGAUAUUGACCGACGACGGGUUGUGCUGCACGUUCAAUGCGCUGGAUCCCAUCUACUUGUUUCGCAACUAUACGGACGAUGUGCGCAUCGAGCCGGCGGCGGAGAAUUCCAUUUACGAGCCCAUCGAUUGGACGCCGGAGCUGGGCUAUGCUAAGAAAUUGCCGGAAUACUAUUAUCCCAGGACGUCCGGCGGCACGGGCAGUCGCAUGGGACUGACCGUCGUGUUGAAUGCCUCAACGGCGGAAUAUUACUGCACCAAGUCCAUGGGCAAUGGCUUCAAGGUGCUGGUGCAUAAUCCCGCUGAGCUGCCCAAGGUGAGCAACUUUGGGUUUGUGGUCAGUGCUGGCCGCGAGGCACGCAUACCCAUCGAGCCGGUCUAUGAGGAUGCCACGCCCAGCAUACGUUCGAUCAAAAAAACGGUGCGUCGCUGCCUGUUCUCGGAUGAGAACGACCUGGCCUAUUAUCGUACCUACUCGCGCAAGAACUGCGAGCUGGAGUGCGAGGCGAAGCUGCUGCUGCGCGACUGCAGCUGUGUGCUCUACUAUUUGCCGCGGAUUGACCCGGCGGCACGGGUCUGCGGGCCCAAUGACAACAACUGCACCAAUCGCAUACAGACCGAGAUUGAGUCAUCGAAAACGAAUCUGUCCUGCGAGAACUGUUGGCCCGGCUGCUUUGAGCUGACCUACAAGUCGAUUAUGACUAGCUCGACAAUUGUCGCCGGGACGAGCUAUCAGAGCGGCGAGGAGCUGCCCGAGAAGCUGUUCAAUGUCAGCCACAUUGGCGGAGACUACGAUCUAUCCAUACUCCAUUUUUACUAUCUCACCAACAACUUUCGUAGCACCACCAAAUCCGAGAUGUUCGGCUUCACCGAGUUUCUGUCCAACACUGGCGGCCUGUUAGGUCUGUUCAUGGGCUUCAGCAUUUUCUCUGUCAUUGAGAUCUUCUACUAUGUGACGAUGCGACCCUAUUGUGCCUCCCGCACGCUCCAGCAGCGACGUCGGCGCAGGCAGGCGGAGCUGCUUUGGCUGACCUCGGGGCGCCAGCGACGACGCCUCCAGCAGCGCCAGCGUCUGCCUCCGCCUCCGCCGUACAGCCAGCUGAAGGCGGCCUCCAAAGUUACCGAGGGCAAAAUCAAGCAAAGUCUUUGGCAAGCGUUGCGCGCCUCCCGUGAUCCGCUCGUCUAUCCCUAUUUGGAUUAG